Molecule: messenger RNA, 423 nt
Organism: Medioppia subpectinata
Lineage: Eukaryota; Metazoa; Arthropoda; Arachnida; Sarcoptiformes; Oppiidae
Source: the annotation of a GenBank genome assembly
AUGCCCCUGCAAUACUGUUCUGACGAUGAUUACAAUGACAUUGACUCUAACCUAAGGAUUAGGGAAAUGUUGUGUGUUUACUAUGUGCAGAGCGUACCAAAACACCUAAACGAUGCCAGUAAUAAGUGUUUGGCCGACAACAACAAUGCCAUUGUUAAAUGCCAGAUAGAGAGUAUACCCAAAGAUAUAUCACCUUAUAGUAUCAAAGAAUACUCGUGUUGUGGAUCAUAUACGGCACUCAGUUGCGCUAGAAAUAUUGCCAAGAAAAAAUGCACAGCAAAGGAUUACGACCAAGUGUACGAGGUGAUCAGACAGACCAGGAACAAUAUUUACAGCACGUGCAAAGACUAUCAGCGAUGUAACCGAUCAACUACUUUAGGAUUUAGUAUACCUUUAAUAGCCAUCAUGUUUUUGGUAAUCUAG